Molecule: messenger RNA, 5163 nt
Organism: Belonocnema kinseyi
Lineage: Eukaryota; Metazoa; Arthropoda; Insecta; Hymenoptera; Cynipidae
Exons: 5
Coding region: 738-3029 (763 amino acids)
Biological process (GO): G protein-coupled receptor signaling pathway
Cellular component (GO): membrane
Molecular function (GO): G protein-coupled receptor activity
Source: RefSeq, a predicted model, not a curated record
ACUUCAGUCUGAGUCAGUCCCGCACGUUCGACACGACACGCGGUGCUCGUGCGCGAUGUACACAACGAGCAUUUCGGCGCUGCAGUUUACGCUCCUACUAUAGGCAGCUUGCCGACGAAGCUCCCUCAUUUCUUUUUCUCUUCUUUCACAGUAUCAAGUUAAAAUCAUCCAAUUUUCUCUCCAUUUAUUUUUCCUGUGAAAAGGAAAGCGUUUCUGCAACGCGACGCCACUGAACAGUCACUCGCGUCCGUUACAUUACUCCGUUUCUCGCGUGCAGUGAGAGAAGAGUGUUUAUAUCACGCAUACAAGUGAUUUCUUUCGGCCGAACCAGUGCAACAUCCGGAACAUAAUCCAGGUCUACGUCUACCUGUCGUACAAGGAGGACACGAACUGGAAUUUCGGACCGGAAGACUGUCCUUCUUGAGGCCGUUGUCCCGUCCCGUGCCGUGAACGUGACACUAAAACCGGUGUUUCGGAUUACCAAAAAGAAUCUCUGAAAGAGUAUGUUUUAUACCAUCUCUACAUAUCCUGAAGCUACAAAUAUACUAUAAGGGAUUCAGAAGCAGAACGAAGAAAAUAAUAAAAUGUUAGAAGGAAGUAUGAAAAUUACCUUGAACUUUGAUUUGAUAAGAAGUAGCCACUUUUGAUCGGCGUCAAGUCAUUUCCGGAAGUAAAACCUGGUUUACACGUGCUCGGCGUUACAUCGACGAGUGACCGGAGCGUGGAAUCAUUUAUGAAUGGAUGGAGGUUGGACGGAGACGUCGGGCGGAGAAUUGGGCGCGAGCCUGGAAGAAUUGGAGGGAUGGAGGACCAACUCCAGAAUCGCUAUCUGGAGCCUCGUCCUCUUCGGUUCAAUAAUCUUGAAUGCCACUCUCCUCCUGGCUUUCCUCAAACGACCCGGACUUCGCACACUUUCCAACAGAUUCGUGAUGAACUUGACAGUGUCAAACCUGGUGACCUGCAUCUUUCUGACCGUCCUCUUCAUUUUCAACAACACAACGUCGUCUUACACUCCAAGUCUCUGCGCAAUAUCAGAAGGUGGUACAGCCUUUGUGACAACAUCCUCCAUCCUCGCAGUUCUUCUCAUCGCCCUAGACCAGUACUUUGCAGUCGUCGAUCCUCUCAGAUACAGGAGUCGAGUCGACAAAAUAAAAUGUGGACUCCUCAUCGUCUCAGUCUGGAUAAUCGCAGCUCUCUUCGGUUCCCUAGCAGCCUUCAACCCAAACCCACGUAGCCUCUGGCAAAGUUGUGCCAGGGCUUCGGAUUCGCUCUCCAAAUAUAAUCUGAACACCACCGUCAACCUAGAUUUCAACUCCAACCAGAAUAUUUUCUUCGAAAACGAGGACGACCUAGACCUCAAAACCCAGGUCAAUUUGCCUGACAAGCAUUACGGCUCCGACUUGGAAGAAGACCUAGAACUAAUGGAGAACACCACAGCUCUUCUGCGAACUGCUUUCCUCGAAAGCUACCGGAACUUCCCUCUCGAAGAUCCCAAUGAAAAUUUCACCUAUGGUCUCGUUUACUCCAUCACCUUCAGCAUCUUCGUCUACCUUCUGCCCUUUUUAACAGUCUGCUGGAUCUACAUCAGCAUCUACACAGCAGCGAGAAAAAACUCUGAGAGAACUAGAAGAACGGGCUCAAGACCAAUUCUCUCUUCAGGAAGCUUCUGCGAGGAAUACUGCCAGAUGAAGCAGGAACCUCCGGAAGAAUUCCGAAGGAUCCCGAAAAUCUCGAGUCUCUCCUCCAUCGACGAAAGCAGCGAGACACCACCUAGUCAAAUAACCCGAAGCAAGAGCUCCGAGCAUGUCCUCUCUUCCAAUUCUAUAGGACAAGAAGACAGGAAUCGAAUUUCGUCUGUGAUCUUUACAGUUGGAUCUCAGGAAGUCGAUGUCUCUCCACAAAAAGCUGAUGAAGAUACCAAAGAUACAAAAGUUCCUAUCGCGAGUCUCAAAGCAAAAUUCCUGGGUCAGCGGGACCAACGUCCGACUGAUGAACUCGUCAAGAGCAAGUUUCCCGAUCCACCCGAUCAGAGGCGAAAAUCCUCCCAUGAUCUCAUGUACGAGGAGAUGAUGCUUCAGAGGAAGAUGAGUGGCAUCAGCGACACUUGUGACGAAAGCAGCGACGAGGAAAUGAUUACUUUCAUGGGAGGUAAGCCUUUGCAGGAAGUUAAGGUCGUCGAGAUGAGAAAUCUUUCCAUUGAAAAGAGCAGUAGUGAGGAUUCUAAUCAUUCAAAUCAUAAUCAUUCGGAUCAGAUCCUAAUAGAGUCUUCCAGAUUCUUGAACGUCGAAUCUGAAAUGCCGAAUGGUUUCAGAUCUGAAAGAAACUACAACUCGAAGAUGUCUCUUGCCUCAGCAAAUACGGAAUCCUCAUCGACAAAUCUGCUGAGUGCUUCGCAGAACACACCAAUUGUCACCGUCACUCCUCCUUAUAAAGUUCCUCUUCACCGCGCUUCCAGUGUCAGGAGUACUUCAAGCUACAUUAAUUCCUUGAAAUACAGAAUCAGCAAUGGCUCGAUUUUUAAGUACAGAGAAGAAACGAGAGCUGCGAGGAUAAGUGCACUUGUUAUAGUGAUGGGACUGAUUUGUUGGACACCUUAUGUCGUUCUCCUGAUGUUGAGGAAUUUGUCCAAUGAGGAGAAUUCUCUUUCUCAAAGAUUCGACACAAUUGUACUGAGCUUCCUGGUUCUUUCGACCUAUGUGAGUCCUCUGCUUUUUGGAUAUCGUUCCAAGAGGGUCAAGAGAGAAUUGAGAAAGUUUUUUUGCUUCAGAAGAGAACUCUCUUACAAGAAUAAUAGGAGUCUGAUGGCGAAGAAGGUACUUAAGAGGAGGCAAAGUGGAAAUCUGAGUCAGCUGGAGAUGGAGUCGAAGUACAAUAUUUUGAAUUGUGUUUACGGAAGGAAUAAGUGGCCCAAGGAGAAGGUUCAUUUUGUUCAGGUCCCAGAAACGGCUCUUGCUAUCGAGACCUGCAGAAGCAGCUUUUCCAGUGGGGCUAGUACUCAAAUAUCGAGUACUUCGACUGAUGAAUGUUGAUAAAAAUGGAGAUUUCGAUUUUGGGUGAGAAAAAUUAGGAAUAGGCGGCUGAAUUAUACUAAAGUACCAGAAAUUUUCUCCAAGUUUCGAACACGAAAGACUGCUAGAAUCUCACUAUCACUUUCCAUGACAGUUUUGUACAGUACUGCUUUAACUUUAGGAUUUUUUAGUUCGGAAUUAGAGAAUUAAUAUUUCGGGGUGUCGAUUGGACCGAGAAGAUACAAAAAAAUUCCUUUGUAUGAUAGAAUGAGAAGAUUAAAAAAUGAUUGUGUACAAAAUUAAACAAUUUCAAUUUAUACAGGUGAAAAUAUAAAAAAACCCGAAUUUUGAGAUGUUCUUUUAGGCAUACGUUUUAAAAUGAAAAUUGUUUAUAAAUUAAUGUCCUCGAAAUUGAACAGUCUCACAUUUUAGUUUUUUUUCAAACGAUGUAUCAAUAAUUUGGCAAUUUUGUAUUCUUAAUCAAAAUUGUUUAUAUUUUUAUAAUUUAACUUGGUAACUAUUUUUUUAAGUAUCAUUUUUUAAUAUCAAACGCUUUCACAUUGAAAUUACUGAAUUUUGAACGCGUUUCUGGAACUGAUAUUUUUUCCCCAUGAAAAUUCCAUUAUUAAAAAAAAUAUAUUCUUUUUAAAUCAGACUCUAAACUAGCAUAGUUUUGAAUUAAUUUUUUGCAAACUGUACGAAUUAUUAGAAUCCUUUCGGCUACAAAAAGGUACUUUCGAAUCGACACCCUAAAUUUCUACCAGAGAGAAAUGGAUUUGACUUGUAUCCUGAAUUUCCUUAAUUUAUUUCCCUACUUAUCUUUUCCUUGUCCAAGUUUAAUUGACUAAAGUUGUUGUACUCACACUUUGGAGAUUACGUUUAAUGAUAAAACGUAUUUCUUUUCUAUGUAAAUAUUUUUUUAACAGUAAAUGACGAAAAAGAGAACUAUUGACGUAAUUAUUGUAAUAUGAGAUAAGGCGCAUGUCGACUUUUUGUGCCCAGAGUGAAUGAGAGAACUAAAAAUUAAUAAGCCAAAAUGGGAAUUAAGGUCCCAUGAAGCCGAAGGUAUUAGGAAUGAGUGAGGAUUUUGUCAAUUGCAUGAUAAGUGUUAAACUUCCAUAAGACUUCGUAACAGGUUAAAUAUGUAAGAAAUAAGAGAGUUCUUUUUUAUACCUUUCGGCACCUCGAGACAUUUUUUACAUAUUUUAUUACUAGAUUAAUUUAAGAUAUCAUCUUCGUCGUAAUUAUUCGCAAAAAUUGUAUAUUUUGCAUUUCAUUGACUUUUCUCACAAACGACGUUUCCUGAGACGAGCAUUUGAUGCAUUUGCGACCGAAUAAUACGUAUUUAGUCGAAGUAUCCUCAACCUCUUCAGGAAUUUUUAUUAUACAUUUAGAAAUGAUAUUUGAUAACCGACACUAUUUUUCAAUCCCAUACUCUUUGCUUUUAAAUUGAUGGAUAUUUUGUGUCCAUAAUGGUAUUUUCAGAGAAGAAUGUAAAUAUUUUGAUAAAAUAAGAUAUUUUUGAAGAGAUUUGAUGGGAAAUUUACGAUUCCUUACGUAGCCGUUGAAAUCAACUUCGCACAGUGCAGAGUAUUCUUUCCGUAUUUUACCGUGUAAAUAUACGCAUAACACAGCAUUAUAGACGCGAUGUUUUUUCCUGAUAUUAUUUUGUACAUUACAAAGAUCAACGUUUAUUUAUAUUAAAUAAUCCGUUUAGUGGGUAUCCUCAAUGAUCAGUACCGACAAGAGAGAAGGAGACUCUUGGAAAUAAUGAUCUCUUCCAUCAUUUUCGUAAACAAUUCUUCCUCGCAAAGCUACAAAAAUUUCAUGUUCUCGUCCGAAAAUUUAAGAUUAAUUUCUCUGUGGCUAGUUUUCGAUUUUUUCACAUUUUUCGGGUGAAGCGCAGAACGAGUUUCGCCAAGUUAGGCCUGAGUAGGACGAUUUCAAAAAUAGAAAGUAGUUCAAUUUUAGAAAUGCUUGAAAUCCGGAAUGUCGGAGUUUCUAGUUUUUAGUUUGAACUUGUUUAGCAAAGAAUUCGUUUUUACAUCUGCCUUCAGUAGUUUCUAACUUUUGAUAACUCGUACACCAGGCAAUACGUCAGCCUUUAUCAUUAUUAAUUUAUGCAAUUUUCAUAAUAAAUACUACAUUCAAAAAA